CAUGUAGUGGCCCACAUAAAUAUGACCUUACAAAGUGGGUGUUUGAUGAAUAUCAACUACCAAGAAUGCUUAAAGAUACAUUGGAUGAUAUAUUAAAGAAAUUUAGAGAUGCAAGUAGAGAUUCAUCAAAUCUUUAUACUAUCGGAAUUCAAUCGUUUAAACUUCCUCUAUUAUAUUUAUCUUAUGACAAGCUACGUCUUGCACUUUCAUGGGCAUGGAAUAUAAGAAGACUUGUGAAAGAACUGUCACUAAAAUUGGAUGACAGUGCGAUUGUUUCCUCUAAAACUCCUGAACGAGAUCUACCAAAUGAAAUGAAAACUAUAAAAAUACCAGAGAAAUUAAAAAAGAGAAAGUAA
Messenger RNA from Racocetra persica, 356 nucleotides. NCBI's taxonomy places the organism in Eukaryota, Fungi, Glomeromycota, Glomeromycetes, Diversisporales, Gigasporaceae. The record is from the annotation of a GenBank genome assembly.